Messenger RNA from Fraxinus pennsylvanica, 1632 nucleotides. NCBI's taxonomy places the organism in Eukaryota, Viridiplantae, Streptophyta, Magnoliopsida, Lamiales, Oleaceae. The record is from the annotation of a GenBank genome assembly.
AUGACUUUCGCUUCUCGGAUUUUUCUUCACUCUAGAAAGCUCAGGCACCCUCAUAAGAUUCUACAAAGUGAUCGGGCAAUUUUAGCACACUGGGUUUCCAAUGAUGUCAGCCAACAUGGUCUUGGACCUGGAGGAAACCACAGGGUUUCCAAGUUCUCUAGUGGAAGCCUUUUUAAUCGUAGUUACAGAGCGAUAUCUGCUGUGGGAACACAACAGGGAAAUGCUCUGAGAACAGAAAUGGAAGUGCACACAACAGUUUCUGGCAUGAAGUUCAACAGAAGGCUCCCAACUCCAAAGGGUAAUUCAAGGAUAAGUUUUUCAACAGCUUCAGGUCUACCUGCACACCAAGAGAUUGGGAUGCCUUCUCUGUCUCCUACAAUGACGGAGGGAAAUAUUGCUAGGUGGUUGAAGAAAGAGGGUGACAAAAUUGCUCCUGGUGAAGUACUUUGUGAAGUUGAAACGGAUAAGGCAACAGUGGAAAUGGAAUGCAUGGAAGAAGGAUAUCUAGCUAAGAUUUUACGAGGGGAUGGAUCUAGUGGAAUUAAAGUUGGUGAGAUAAUCGCCAUAACCGUUGAAGAAGAGGAGAAUGUUGCAAAAUUUAAAGACUAUCAGCCUUCAACAUCAGAUUCUGCACCUGCGCCUGAAACAUCCCCUGCUCCAAGUCCACCAAAAGAAGAGAUUGCAGAAGCACCUGCUACUUCACCAGAACCAAAAAUUUCCACACCUACUGCACCUCCUUCAGCAGGAAAUCGCAUUUUUGCCAGUCCUCUCGCCAGGAAACUAGCUGAAGAUCACAAUGUAACCCUUUCAAACAUCAAAGGAACUGGUCCUGAUGGACGAAUUGUGAAGGCCGAUGUUGAAGGUUAUCUUGCUUCUCGUGGUAAGGAAGUUUCACAAGCUCCCAAGGCUGCCUCCACAGCUACUGCUACCCUAGAUUACACCGAGAUUCCACACACACAAAUUAGAAAGGUGACAGCAUCAAGGUUGUUGCUAUCCAAACAAACCAUUCCCCACUAUUACUUAACUGUAGAUACAUGUGUAGACAAGCUUAUGGAAUUGCGCAGCCAGCUAAAUGCAUUGCAGGAAGGUUCAAGUGGGAAGAGGAUAUCCAUUAAUGAUCUUGUAAUUAAGGCUGCUGCUUUGGCUCUUCGAAAGGUUCCUCAGUGUAAUAGUUCAUGGACCAAUGACUACAUUCGCCAGUAUCACAAUGUGAAUAUCAAUGUUGCGGUGCAGACAGAAAAUGGGCUGUAUGUGCCUAUAAUUAGGGACGCUGAUAAGAAAGGUUUAUCGAAAAUCUCUGAGGAAGUCAAGCAUUUAGCCCAGAAAGCAAAAGAAAACAGCUUGAAACCAGAAGAUUAUGAGGGGGGCACAUUCACGGUGUCAAAUUUGGGAGGGCCUUUUGGAAUCAAGCAAUUCUGUGCCAUUAUUAAUCCUCCCCAAUCAGGCAUUCUUGCAAUUGGCUCCGCUGAGAAGAGGGUUAUACCUGGUGGUGGUCCUGACCAAUACAAGUUUGCUUCUUUCAUGUCUGUAACGUUGAGCUGUGAUCAUCGGGUUAUUGAUGGUGCAAUUGGUGCAGAAUGGCUGAAGGCAUUUAAGGGAUAUAUUGAGAAUCCAGAAACGAUGUUGCUUUAA